AUGUUGAAUCUAAAGACUUACGAAAUUAUUAUAAACAUCCAUACUGGCGAACUACACGGGAUACAAAUCAACGAAGCAAUUGCUAUUUUCGAUCUCAAAAUUCAAUUACUAAGGCGUAAACGCCACAUAAGACUAAAAUCUACAUUCCUGUACUUGUAUUGUAAUAUACUAGAUUGUCAAUUAGGAGGCAACAGAACUCAAGAUUAUUUGAAUUAUUUGAUUCAGGUUUCAUCACAACCGUACGAUCUACGUUGUAACUUUGAUAAUCGAUCAAGAUCAUUAAUUGACCAAAAGGAUAAUGAAAUUAAACAUUCAAGUAAUGAAUGGGAUAAUGGAAGACGUUCAAACAAUAAACAGAAAGACAAUCAUAACACAAGAUUAAACAGCAGAACAUUGGGAUGGAACGUUGAAACAAUAGAUAUACCUGAAUCAAUAGAUUGUUCAUCUAGCAAAGCACAUCAAGACAAUGUUGACAAAUCAACCAUAACUCAAUCAAACGAUUUGCCAUCUACAACUUUCACUACUCAAUCGUCUAAAAUUUCAUCUAUACCAAUGAAUUCUAAACGGAGUGACGAUGUGACGCCUCUAAUUAAUAUUUCAUUGAAAGUUCCUUCAUGCGAUACGGACCAAACUAACAUAAAUCGCUCUACGUCUAUUUUGAAUGCAUUUAAAUCAAUAAAAAAUUUCCACAAUAAAAUAAGUCAAAGUAACGCUAACAAAUCAACUGCAGCUCAGUCAAAUGAUUUAUUAUCUACGACUGCCAUCAGAGGUUCUGUAUCAAUUGUUUUUGAAACGAAUAACGUUUUGCCACUUUUAACCAAUGAUGAAUUGAAGGAAAUUCCGCUAACUUUAACGAGUACUGAAAAUAAAUCCCGUGAUAAAGUCUUGACACCUUUGGUUAAUAAUGGAUUCGUCGAUUCGGAAAAACUGAAUAAUACAAAAACAAAAACAAGUGCCAUAAGUGCUGUACUUAGUAAUGCUGAACGUAAUGAUUUAUCGGGAAUUACGGACAAUAACGAAUGUUAUCCUACUUUAAGUUCAGAUAAGGCAGCAUCAUAUUCCUCAACUAAUAUUAAGUCUGUUAAGUUAUCAGCAGAAUUAAAUAGUUCUGAAACAAAAUCUAAUGACGUUUCACUGUCUUCAACGGUUACUGAAUUUAUGGAUGUAUCGGAAACUUCAAGCAAUGAUGAAUAUUCUUCCAAGUCUACUGACGAUAAAAUCGAUAAUCAUCUUACUGUCAACGUGCAAUGUAUUAGUGAGAAGGGUACUAGUCCAAGCAUUAAUUCAGCUGAGGAUACUCGAAACUUUGACAUGCAAAUAAAACAAAGUCACAAAUUAAAUCGGAAAAGGUCAAUUGAUUCAAGUGCGACGAAAUCCAGCGACAAGAAUUCUGACACAGCGGUAAAUGUUACUCAGCUACCUGACACUGUCGAAGUACCAGUAAAAAAGUCAAUGUACAGUACGUUUACAUCAGCCAUGAAGACUAAAAAGAGUAACCAAAGCAAAAAAUCAGCAAUCACAAUCAAACACAAACAAGAACAAAAUAAUAUGAUUGUCAAAUUAAUUGCACCAAUGAUUUCUAUAGAUUCGAAUCGAAAUCGAAUAAACAAUGAAUGUGAUUUAACCGUCACAAAAACUAGUGCACCAAUAAACCUACAUAUGAAGCAAGUAAGCUACGUAAAUAAUAACAAAGUUAACGAGAGUAAAGAAAGUAAGGUUAAUGUUUAUUGCAAGGAAAUCGAUAAGAAGCCGAAAAAAUCCGUAGCAGAUAAAAAAGAGAGUACAUUCGAUAAACCAAAUACUUUUAAGAAAAAUCAUUUUGAGCAGUUCAAAUUUAUUCUGAAAAUUAUGAAAGCUAUAAGCUAUCACUGGACGUUGGCUAACGGAAAUAUUAAAAAUGUUUGCAAUGCGAUGUAUCAUUUUGAGAAGCAAUACGAUAAAAUUUGCACUCUGGUGGAAAUUAAAUACUUCGAUGAUACCAGUAACAAAAUAAACUUCAAAAAUUUCUUUGGAGAUGAGUUUAACAUUCAACGGUAUUUUAACACUUUUUGCAAGUUAAAGCACAGCUGCUUUAGCAAUCAAUAUAGCAAAAUUGUAAUUUUGACUAAUUGCGAAAUAGAUAUAAGUCUUUUCAAUAAUAACGGUAUCAAAGUAUUUUGCGAUAAUGAUAAAUACGAAUUUGAAGUAGAUUCACCUCAUGAAGAAUCGAAAAUUUAUAAAAAAUGCAUGGAAUCUUUUGACUUGCCUAAAUUAGCUAGACUGUUGUAUGAAUUUAUUUGUGACAGUCAUAAGUUGCCUCAUUUCAACAUGAAACUCAUAAGAAAAUAUCAUUUGGCCCUUGUUAACGAGAACGUGUUGCAAAUGUACGAUGAGAUACAAAAAGAAGAGCGUGUUCGUUUUGCCAAAUUUCAUCCGCAUUUUAUUCAAGAUAUUCAAUUAUCAAACGCAGCAAGGCAGCUGCGUAAUCAUUUGAAAAAGCUCAUACGUGGCUUUCCCAUUAACAGCAUGAAAUUUCGAGUUGUAAAUAAGGAUUUCGGCGACGAUGUAGCCUCCGAGAGAUUCCCCGAAACAGUGAACAAAUUACCCGAUGAAAAUUGUAAAGAAACGUUUGAACAUUUUUUCAAAGUCUUUGAAAUUAGAAAAAUUAUAAGGUUGACCAAUGAAGAGAUUAAAUGUGAGCUAGGUGAAAAAUUCAUUAAACUUGAAACUCAGACUUAUUUCGAUGCGGUCCAGAAAGAAUUUACAAGGUUUUUGAAUAAGCACGGUUUAAAAUCGGAUAUAUUUGAAGCACUGGAACAUACAAUAUCAAAGUUAGAAGUAACAGAAAAGAUUUCACAGCGACCUUCUCGCCAUAUAGAAUUUCAAUUUGAUCAAGAAAUCUUUGCAAUUUUUUCUUCGACGAUUAUUAUGAAAAAUGUUAUUUUGUAUUCAACGGAAAGCUUAUUAUUUAGCGAUUUGAAGAUGAGACAAUUUUCAAAGUACCUAAAGUACACAGAAAAUCGAGAAAGUCUCUUUAUAACGUCCGAAAUUUUGUUUCAAAUGCCCGAUGACGUUGUAAACGCAUUUUCUCAUCGCUCGACAAAUUUAUUAGUAAUUACAUGGGAAAAUAACGACGUGACAGAUAGUAGACAAAUAAAACAAAUCGAAGAUGUAAUCGAGAGACUUCGUAAAGUGUCAAAAAAAUCUCGGGAAAAGAAGAAAUCUAUUAUUAUUGCUGACAAAGGAAAUAUCAGUUUAUCACUACUUGGAUCCCGGAUUUUUAGAAUCGAUGAAGAUUGGACUCUUAAAUCUCAAAAUAAUUGUUUCAAGUGGAUUAAAGUGUUUCUGCAAGAACGUAGUAUGCAGUUAUCAGACAUAGGGGAUAAUGCUGCGAUCAACAAUUUAAUUAAAAACCCGAAAAUUUUGGAAAAAUUGUUGGCUGAAAAUGUUAAAAUCGGUAUACCAUUAGCGAAACCAGUUGAUUUCAAAGAAAAAUUUUUUGAGUUUAAACUGAAGCAAAGUGUGAUUGUUAAUCCCCAGAUUUUUCGAGAAAAUAUCAACGAUGUCUUCGUGAUCAGUAACAUUGACCGUAAAAACUUUUAUUUCAAAUACAAACCAUCAGAUAGAGCCAUUUACCUAAAAAAUUUGCAGUUAAAAAAUACAGACUUAUCAUUGAAUAGUAAAUACAUUCUACUUGAAAGCAACGUUAAUCCAAUGCUUAUCUGUAAAAAAAUUGAAAAAACAAACGUUCAUGUACUUACCUACCAAUCCAACAAUUUUAUUUGGAAAUCGACAAGUGGCAGUUUAGCAGUUAUAAUGAAGUAUAAAAUAAUUAGUGACAGCAAUGAUUAUGUAUCAUUCACUGUCAAGGAUAUUUUAAUCAAUGGACCUAGAACCGUCAUCAUAUCAGGGGAACCUGGUAUCGGCAAAAGUGCUUGUUUAUACGAUUUCGCCAAUCAAGCGAAUGAAAUGUUCGGACCAGUCUGGAUAAUCCAAGUAGAUUUAAAUCAACCUCUAAAAAACACUCUCAGAGGAUGUUCUAUUGAGACCAUUGAAAAUGCCAUUCACUUUCUCGCCGACUAUCUAGACUUGAAAGACGAGCAGAGGGAAUUGUUUAUUAUGGGUGCUCAAGGCCAAUUGAAAAUAAAAAUUAUGUUAUUCAUUGAUGGUUACGAUGAUGUGUACGAAAAUGUAAAUUUGUUGACAAGUCUUUUACAACACUUGCAAAACAGCAAUAUUGAGAGAAUGUUUGUAACAAGUAGAACCAAUCAAUUAGAGAAUACACUGAAAACAUUUUCAUACUCUCUUGUCUUUGGCAACGAAGAAAAGUGCCAGUUUGUUAAGAAAUUCUGUGAUCACAAAAAUUUUGAAUAUAAUUUAGACGACAAAACCAAAUUAUUUACUACUCCGUUGCAUCUGAAAAUGUUCAUGGAAUUGUACCAUGAAAAACCAAUAAAAAUCUCCAUCGAAAAUCACUACGAUCUGUAUAAAAAUUACGUGAACCUUUAUUUGUCGUGGAAUAAUUUAAAAAGUGCCUACACAUUUUCAGCGCAAAAACUAUUGAGAAAGAACGAACUUCAAGAGAUUGGUGCUACCAUUGAAAAUGUAAAUUUCGAGCUUCCCGUAAAAUUGUCACGAAAAACUAUAAUUGAAUAUUUUACCGCAAAAUGGCUUACGAGAAGAUAUUUAAACUCAAAACAGUGCAUUGAGAAUCUCAUCGAACGUACUUCCUCGAUUUUCCUAAGCUCGUAUUUAGUCUCUUACGAAAAAAAAAAGAAGCAACAAAUAUCCAUAGAUGAAUUCGCGAAAUAUGGAUUCCUGCGAUCCCUUAAAGCAAUUUUAGAACUUGACAGUACGAAGAAACCGUGCUUGAAUCGAUUAAUAAGCAAAGGUAAAAAUAAAACCUACGAAGUUUUGAAAUUUUUGUUGGAUUUUUUUAACGAUACCGGCUGUCAUGAAUUCAUACAAUAUGAAAAACAUAGUAAUUAUAAUUUGCUCAAGUACGUCAACAAACAAAUAAAUGGUCAGACUCCACUUCAAACAGCUGCUAAAUAUAAUAGAAUUGAUUUAGCUUGCGAAUUAAUUUUCAAAGGAGCUGAUAUUUCGGUUAUACAACAAUUGUCAAGCUUUAUCAAGAGUAUGGCAAUUUAUGUAACUCAAGAGCUAACGAACGGCAAUAUAAGACUAGGACCUCUCGUCGCAGUAUUGUUAGAAAUGUCACCUCAGAUAACCGUUGAUCUCGACGUUAAAAUUCAAUUUCCAAAAGUAUUAUCUUACCUCUUCUCGUGUGGAAAUGUCACGUUAAUAGAACAGCUUCUCAAAACUCAAAAUGAUCACGAAAGGUAUAAGCUAUUGGAGACAAAAGUUGACGGCAAAUCGCUAUUGGAUCAAGUGAACGAAAACGAAAACAUCGAGGAUGAAAAUAGGCUGCAAUUGAUCACGUAUCUGGUGAAUAAUACCAGUACAAAUUUGCUAAGUACCACCAACAUAGACUCGAUCUUACGAAGCGCUUGUAAUUACGGACAUGAGCACACUUUCAACUACUACAUCUCUUAUACCAAAACAAGUAUCAACAUCUUGCAUGAAGCCCUUCGCAGCAACGACGAAAAGAUCAUCAAUUUCCUCAUGCGUGACAACAAACGAACGAGAGACGCAAACGGAAACAAUGCUCUGCAUCAAGCCAUCAGUCUGGGAAUCAGCCGAAAGACAUUAAACUACCUUCUUGGCAAAGUUAGCAUCAAUGACGUCAAUAAUGUGGGCGAUACUGUGCUGCACAUAGCCUUCAAAGAAGGUGCCAGUUUGUCAACCAUCAAGUUCCUUGUCAAUGCUGGCGCAUCUCUGACUUCCACCAACGACUUGGGUUUUUAUCCUUGGGUUUUUGCUAUUAAGGAAGAGAGCUCUCGUUAUUGCAAACAACAACAGCGUGAGCUUAUGACCUAUCUAUAUACGAAAAACAUUCAUUUUCCAACCAGCCAAAGUCCAAAUCUCGCCUUUGAUAUGGCCAAAAAAGAAAUCACACCGAAACUCGAUUACUUUAAAAAUGCUGACAAUUAUGACAUCGAUUACAAUGAUAACAAUGAGUCGCGCUUACACAUUGCACUACUCUGUCGAUAUCAAAAUAAUUGGUGCAAGUUCUUGAUCAAUCACGGGGCCGAUGUCAAUAUCUUCAAGAAUGGUAAAUCGGCAUUUCAUCUAGCUUUGGAAUACGAAUGUUACGACGUUGCCAAGCUGAUGUUACAACAUGGUGCCAUUAUUGAUAAGAUUGACAAGACUGGAAUGACGCCUUUGGAUUGCUUGAAACACCAUGCGAAUGAUUUGCCUUGUCAGUCGAUGAAGGAGAUACUCAUGUUGGCGAGUAAUAUCUUUCACAGCGGUAAUGUGUUAUCGAAAGCAGUACACUUUGUGGACAUAAACAAAAUCGACACUUGUUAUUUACGUUACUUAUUAAAUUGCCGUGACAAGAAAGGGAGGACGCUGCUUCACGUUGCCGCGUGCACAGGAGACGCCGAUGUAAUCGAUAAGCUAUACAUACUGUCCAUGAAUUGUCAAUUUCGUUACAAAGAUUUUCGGCCAAUGGACGUAAAUGCAAUUGAUAAUCUUGGCAAUACUCCCCUUCAUUUAGCAGCCAAGAAAAAUGAGAAAUGCGUCGCCAAAUUGCUUUCUAUCGGUGCUUGUUUUCGAAUGACCAAUUUGGAUGGCAAAAAACCAAUAGACUUAUCUUGUUCGGGUACUCCCAUCAGAAAGUGGCUUCGAGCUGCCGAAGACUUAUUCAAAUUUAUCAAGCAACAAAAAGUCGACGAUGUUUGCAAACUUUUGAAGACUUAUCCCGAGGUACAAAAUGGUGUGGAUAACUCCGGUAAGACACUUUUGCACUUGGUGAAAGAUAACAAGUUGACGAGGCUCUUAUUGACAAAUAGAUAUGUAAACGUGAAUGCGUUAGACAAUGAACAAAGACCUCCUAUAUAUUACGCUGCAGAAAGAAAUUAUAUAGAUGGAGUAAAAUUGCUACUGAAAGCUGGUGCAAGCUACGACUUCAAAGGCUUUCGGAACAGAAAUAACGAAUCAUUUAAGCUACUCCAAAAAAUCGACGAGUUAUUCGACGACGUACAAUCCCAUAAACCGAGAUUCUUCCUUAAUGGUUAUCAUUGGAUACUUGACGAAGAACUAGAAGAUAUUGCCAACACCUUUCAAGUGACUCGAGACGUCAUUAUCAAUGUUAAAGACAGUCAGAAAAGCUCUUUAUUGCACUACACCGCUAAAUAUGACUAUGUGGACGCCACUGAACGUCUUUUGAAGAAUGGUGCGAUUUACAAUUCGCGAAACAAAUAUGGAAAUACUCCAUUGGAUCUAGCUGUUAAUAGCAAACAAUUAUUCAAGUCUAUCGACAAUUUGUUUAAAAAUAUAUACGCUUAUACUUGGACGGACGUGGAUCCGAUUGUUGCUGUCAAUUGUCGAAUAUCUGGUGGAUUCACGCUACUACAUAAAGCCGUCGAAGCUGGCAAUUCGGAGAUGGUUAAGUGGUUGGUAGAUCAAGGUGCUGACAUUAACGCUACAACAAAUAAUACUCUGGGAGUAAGACAUAUGAAAUUAGUAGAAUUGUUAAAUCGAUAAAAUAGGAUUCUUAUUUGCGUUGGAGAUGUAAAUUAAAAUUCGGGAACCCUUCGUGAACUAUCUUCCUAUUAAUGUAAGAAAAUUGUGAAUUUGUUGAUUAUUUUAUUAUGUUGCAAAUUGGCAUUAUUUACUGAUUAUCUCAGAAUAGUAUCUAGUUGAACUUGAUAAAUUUUAUUUCUUCGAUAAAAACAAAUCACUUCAUGAAUUAUUAAUGUUUCAAUCGCUUUGUUAUAGAAUUAUUUCUUAUUUCGUUUUUGCGAUAUUAUUAUAGUAUUCGUUUAAAUGUAACGUUUCGCUAAUAUAAUUGCUUAGUAAUUUUUAUAUGAAAAACUGGAAAAUUGUGUUUUUCAUCGAUUGUAUUAAAUUAUUAAUGCGGUACUUACAAGCGUUUUAAGAACGUUCGAAUAAGAUUGUACAAAUAGAAUGAUUUUAUAAUAUGGAAAUCCGUUUCUAUAAAUUAAUGAUUGUAUUCUUAGUUAUAUAUAUUUAACAUUUACAUUAUACCGUAUUUGUGAAGAAACUUCGUAAAGGAAUUUAAUUUUAAUAAAUUUUUUCU
This is a messenger RNA of Phymastichus coffea, 8146 nucleotides long. RefSeq lists its product as uncharacterized. NCBI's taxonomy places the organism in Eukaryota, Metazoa, Arthropoda, Insecta, Hymenoptera, Eulophidae. Gene Ontology annotation, molecular function: protein binding. The record is from RefSeq and is a predicted model, not a curated record. The transcript is spliced from 7 exons. Bases 1 to 7590 code for a protein of 2529 amino acids.